Messenger RNA from Musca vetustissima, 1128 nucleotides. It is a transcript of the gene Fam92, whose product is annotated as CBY1-interacting BAR domain-containing protein homolog. Gene Ontology annotation, cellular component: ciliary transition zone; ciliary basal body. The transcript is spliced from 5 exons. Gene Ontology annotation, biological process: cilium assembly. Bases 1 to 1128 code for a protein of 375 amino acids. Lineage: Eukaryota; Metazoa; Arthropoda; Insecta; Diptera; Muscidae. The record is from RefSeq and is a predicted model, not a curated record.
AUGUUUCGUCGUGGAAAAUUAUCAUUUCUCAAUACAAAAGAUGAUCGUAUAAAAAUCAUCAAUGAGCGAAUCAAUUUAACCGAAAAACAUUUAAUGGAAAUGUGUUCGACAUUUUCGUCCUGCACAAGGAAAAUGGCAAAAUUUCGUGAUUCAUAUGAUGAAUUAUCGAAAAGUCUCAAACAUUAUGCCGAUGAAGAGGAAAUCAAUGAAAGUCUAACGGAAGGUUUGAAAAAUAUGACAAAUGCUGUGACAAUAAUGGCGGAUUAUAUGGAUCUGAAUGUACAUCGCAUGGAAAUAAAGAUAGUCAACGAAAUGGCCCAAUUUGAAACAUUGUGUAAAACAACCCGAGACAAUUUACGUACAGCUGUCAUAGCUCGGGACAAGGAAGUACUAAAACAACGGCAAAUGCUGGAUCUCAAAUCCAAAUUCUCUGCCAAUAAUUCCGCUGCCGAUUCCGAAUUACUCAAGGCCAAAAUGGAAGUAAAUCGUACGAACAAAGAAAUCGAUGAAGUGAUAAGUAAUUUUGAAAAACGUAAACUCAACGAUCUGAAACAGAUACUAACCGAUUUCAUAUUGAUUGCAAUGAAAUAUCAUACCAAAUCGUUGGAAGCUUUAACCGCAAGUUAUUAUGAUGUCACCAAUAUUGAUGAACGUGGUGAUUUUAUAGAAUUUCAAAAAUUAAUGAAAACGAAAAAUGAGGCACAGGAAAAGAAAGCGGGAAAAAAUAAGAAGGCAAAUAGUUUACGUUCACAAUCAAUGGAAAGUUUAGAUAGAGAUCAACUGUUGAGUCCCCUGAAGAGGAAGGGAAGGAUGUCCAAAUCGACGAAAAAUUUAAAUGAAACUAAAACAGAUGAUGAUGAUGAUGAGGACGACGAUGAUGAGGAUGAUGAUGACGACGAGGAAGAUGAUGAGGACAACAGCGCCAGAUCGAAAUCCGAUGACGAAUCCAACACUGAAGCCGAUGAAGAUGUGGGCGAUGCCGUGUCUGAUGAUUCUGCCUCAGAUAUAAAGGCAAAUAGCAAAUUUAAUUAUAAGAAACCCCUAGCAAAGCCACAAGUUAAACAUCCCUUCAAAGCUGUGGCAGCCACACAUGUAAGGUUGCAAAAGCAAAUGCAUGUCCAGUAUUAA